AUGAUAAUAUUUGAAUUACCUAUUGAUGUUUAUUGUAGUGAUGUAUAUUUAGAGAAUUUAAAAGAAGAAUUAGGAUUAAAUGAUGAAUACAAGUGUAAUGAUUUUAAUUUUAAUUUUAAAGUAAAAAGUGAUUGUAAUAUUUACUUAACUGAAAAUUUUAAAUUACUUAAUGAAUCUUUAGAAGAAUUUGAUGAUGGAAUAAUAAUAUUGAAAUUUAAAAAAUUUUAUGAUUUAUUUAUUUUAAAACCUGAAAAGAUUAAUAAAAUUAAAGGUUAUAAAUUAAUAAGAUAUUAUUAA
Hepatospora eriocheir is the source of this 297-nucleotide messenger RNA. Lineage: Eukaryota; Fungi; Microsporidia; Hepatosporidae. The record is from the annotation of a GenBank genome assembly.